Helicoverpa armigera (cotton bollworm) is the source of this 1289-nucleotide messenger RNA. RefSeq names its product acyl-CoA Delta-9 desaturase. Gene Ontology annotation, cellular component: endoplasmic reticulum membrane. Gene Ontology annotation, molecular function: iron ion binding; stearoyl-CoA 9-desaturase activity. The record is from RefSeq and is a predicted model, not a curated record. Bases 58 to 1137 code for a protein of 359 amino acids. Gene Ontology annotation, biological process: unsaturated fatty acid biosynthetic process. The transcript has 6 exons. NCBI's taxonomy places the organism in Eukaryota, Metazoa, Arthropoda, Insecta, Lepidoptera, Noctuidae.
GCAUCGGGAUAGUGAUGAUCUUGAGCUCUAACAAAUAUAAACAGUAAAGAUUUAAAAAUGUUGGAAACUGGUCCUAAGACGGAAAGUUUCCAAUGUAAAAAUAAUAAACAACAAGAAGUAAUCUUAGCAAAGAAUAUAAGGACCGAUUACUUGUACAAGCACAAAGUUGUGUGGCAGAAUGUGAUAGGAUUUGUCAUAUUACACGUGUUUGCACUAUGGGGUUUGCUCAUAUUUGUGACUGGAGGAAUCGGAAUUUACACCUACAUUUGGACUGUUUUUGUAACAUACUUGGGAGCAGAAGGCAUUACAACUGGAGCUCACAGAUACUUCACUCACCGAACAUUCAAAGCAACUCCACUCUGCAGAGCUAUACUGCUCACUAUGCAGACUUUAGCUGGACAGAACUGCAUGUUCAUAUGGUGUCGUGAUCACCGACUGCACCACCGCUACUCGGACACUGACGCUGACCCGCACAACUCCAAGCGCGGCUUCUUCUUCUGUCACAUGGGCUGGCUCAUGCACAAGAAGCAUCCCUAUGUCAUCGAACUCGGACGAAACAUUGACAUGAGAGACUUGCAGGCUGACUGGAUGGUCAUGUUCCAAAAGAAAUACUAUUACCCUUUAUAUCUUCUAUUGGCAAUAUUUAUACCGAUGUAUGUACCAGUACAUUUCUUUGGAGAACAUUGGUGGAACUCACUGCUGGUUUGCUACUUCUUACGUUACGUAUAUUCACUACACGGCACUUGGUUUGUAAAUAGUAUCGCUCAUCUUUAUGGGACCCGACCAUAUGACAAGAACCUGCAACCAGUGGAGUCGUGGUUCGUAUCUAUAGUGACAUUAGGUGAGGGGUGGCACAAUUACCAUCACGCCUUCCCCUGGGACUACAAGGCUGCAGAACUGAGUGACUACAUUAACCAUUCAGCCACUUUCAUCGAAUUUCUUGAAAAGAUAGGGCUUGCAUAUGAUUUAAAAACCGCUUCACCUGAAAUGGUACUAAAUAGAAUAGUGAGGACAGGUGACGGCAGUCACUAUAGGCUGGGUGAUAAAGAGACGCGCGCAGCAGUGACGGCGAGGGGGCCGCGAUACCCCACCUACAAUUCCACCUUCAAGCCGCUAAGGCGGCACGGUGGCCGAUAAAAUACGCUCGCCUUUCAUUGGGAUUUGUGAAAAAUUAAGUUUUUAUUCGGUAGAUUUUGAGCAUGUAAGAUUUUUGGGGACAUCAAAGCUUAAAAAAAUGUAUGGAUCUAGGCACUUUAAUAAACGGGUUUGUUCAUAAUCAAUGUAUAGAA